Molecule: messenger RNA, 1374 nt
Organism: Branchiostoma belcheri (Belcher's lancelet)
Lineage: Eukaryota; Metazoa; Chordata; Leptocardii; Amphioxiformes; Branchiostomatidae
Product: CD151 antigen-like
Exons: 7
Coding region: 86-832 (248 amino acids)
Cellular component (GO): membrane
Source: RefSeq, a predicted model, not a curated record
AGUUGCUACUGAAGACAGAAGGUUGCCUGGUGUAGGAGAACUGUUCAUGCUGAGGAACAUUUGUUAACUCUGAACACCAGCUGACAUGGGGUGUGGACUCACAUGUGUCAAGUACCUCCUCUUCAUCUUCAACUUCAUAUUCUGGGUGGCUGGAGGCGGAGUUCUCGCUAUCGGGAUAUGGAUGCGGAUCGACAGAGCGACCUUUGACCCCCUGCUGGGUAUAGACUACUACCCCAUCGUGUGCUGGACGUUGAUCGGUGUCGGCGGGUUCGUCUUCCUCGUCGGGUUUCUCGGCUGCUGCGGCGCCGUCCAGGAGUCCAAAUGCAUGCUGGGAUUUUAUUUCUUCCUGUUGAUAGUGGUGUUUGUUGGAGAAGUGGGAGCUGGGAUUCUGGCAUAUUACUACCACGACGAGGUGAGAACGUGGAUGGACAGUCAUAUGAACAGGACCAUCAAGAACAACUAUGGGUUUGUCCCAGCUGUCACAGCCGCUGUCAACAGCAUGCAGGAACAGAUGAAGUGUUGUGGAGACAGAAGCUACGUGGACUGGAUGAGUACAAAAUACUUCAAGGAGGGGAAGGCUCCGGCCAACACGUCUGUCCCAGUGUCCUGCUGCAGGGACAAGACUGAAGCUGGCUGCAACCGGGGACAACCUGGGCAACCUGCAGACAUCAGUAAAAUCUUCACACAAGGCUGCAUUCCCAGUAUGGAAUUGUGGGUACAGGAACAGGUGUGGAUCCUGGGAGGAGUAGGAGUUGGUGUGGGGUUACUACAGCUGUUUGGAAUGGUCUUCGCCUGCUGCCUGAUGAAGGCUGUGGAAGAUGAGUAUGAAUGAUGGGAAGGCAGCAAGGAAUCCUGGGAAGGGCACAAGGCAUCCUGGGAAAGAUGUGUAGGGAAUCCCUGGAAGAAUCACAAAGGAACUCUGUUCCAGAUGCCAGAUAUAUAUUUAUAUAGCUUUAAUUUUUUCAUGUACUACAAUAGUACAAAUAUCUAUGAACUCAUCGCUGUGGAGGUCCACAAAAUUUAUGAUUUUGAAUAAAAAAUGAUAAUUCAAUGUACAAUGUACCUUUACUUCAAUCUACCAUAUUCUUUUUGUCUCAUUGUCAAUGUGAAAAAGCCAUUUACUAAAACAUUUAGUCGCUGAAAGAUGCAACCUUUGUUAUUUACUACACAUUAGAUUUUGUGUAUUGAUUAAUAUGCCAGUAUAGAUGAUCGCCAAUGUUUUUCUUGCCAACAUUUUUGCACUUGCUUCCUCCUAUGUUGCAAAAUAAUAGGUGCAAAUUGUUCCUUUUGUUCAUACAAUGUAUAAGGUGUCCUUUGAACUUGAUAGGCCAUAGGAUAUACAAUCAAAGGUUGGCUUUUUUAAAAACGAAAAUG